Molecule: messenger RNA, 665 nt
Organism: Pelodiscus sinensis (Chinese soft-shelled turtle)
Lineage: Eukaryota; Metazoa; Chordata; Testudines; Trionychidae
Gene: HMGB3
Product: high mobility group box 3
Cellular component (GO): nucleus
Molecular function (GO): DNA binding
Source: RefSeq, marked provisional
UCAAGAUGGCAUCAAGAUGGCUAAAGGUGACCCGAAGAAGCCUAAGGGCAAGAUGUCUGCUUAUGCCUUCUUCGUGCAGACGUGCCGUGAAGAACAUAAGAAGAAAAACCCAGAAGUUCCAGUCAACUUUGCAGAGUUUUCCAAGAAGUGCUCAGAAAGGUGGAAGACCAUGUCAGGCAAAGAGAAGUCCAAAUUUGAUGAAAUGGCAAAAGCCGACAAGGUACGAUAUGAUAGGGAAAUGAAGGAUUAUGGACCAGCUAAGGGUGGCAAGAAGAAGAAGGACCCUAAUGCCCCAAAACGACCACCGUCUGGCUUCUUCCUGUUCUGUUCAGAAUUCCGUCCCAAGAUCAAAUCCACAAAUCCUGGCAUAUCUAUUGGGGAUGUAGCAAAGAAACUUGGUGAAAUGUGGAACAACUUAAGUGAUGGUGAAAAGCAGCCUUACAAUAAUAAGGCAGCUAAACUGAAGGAGAAAUAUGAAAAGGAUGUUGCAGACUACAAGUCUAAAGGAAAGUUUGAUGGUGCAAAGGGUGCAGCAGCCAAAGCUGCCCGGAAAAAGGUAGAGGAAGAAGAUGAAGAGGAUGAGGAGGAUGAAGAGGAGGAUGAAGAAGAUGAGGAUGAUGAAUAAAACUGUACAAUAUUUGUCUGAUGUGAAUACCAUAGAGUAG